Messenger RNA from Otolemur garnettii (small-eared galago), 364 nucleotides. Its product is annotated as dnaJ homolog subfamily B member 3. The record is from RefSeq and is a predicted model, not a curated record. Gene Ontology annotation, molecular function: ATPase activator activity; Hsp70 protein binding. Lineage: Eukaryota; Metazoa; Chordata; Mammalia; Primates; Galagidae. Gene Ontology annotation, cellular component: endoplasmic reticulum membrane; cytosol. Gene Ontology annotation, biological process: protein refolding; positive regulation of proteasomal ubiquitin-dependent protein catabolic process.
AGAUUCAAACAAGUGGCCGAGGCCUACGAAGUGUUGUCGGACACCAAGAAACGCGACAUCUAUGACCGCUACGGCAAGGUGGGCGUGGAUGGUGGCAGCGGCGCCAGCGGCAGGCCCUUCGAGGACCCCUUUGAGUUCACCUUCACCUUCCGCGACCCGGCUGAUGUCUUCAAGGAGUUCUUUGGUGGCCGGGACCCAUUUUCCUUUGACUUCUUCGGAGACCCGCUUGAGAACAUCUUGGGCGCAGAGGAGCUCCCGAGGAAGCAGAAUCAGAGGGUCUGCACCCUUUUUCUCCACCUUCACUGAAUUUCCAGCCUUUGAGGGUAGUUUUUCUUUGGAUACAGGAUUUACUUCCUUUCGUUCC